This is a messenger RNA of Seminavis robusta, 4274 nucleotides long. The record is from the annotation of a GenBank genome assembly. NCBI's taxonomy places the organism in Eukaryota, Bacillariophyta, Bacillariophyceae, Naviculales, Naviculaceae.
AACAUCAUGACGAACAAAGAGACUGAGGGUGAGACUACUAGUACUAAUACCAUGGCCUCGGAUAGCGAAGAUGAUGAGCUGCUCAAGCCCAUUGUGUCUGCAGUGUCUCCUCCCAAACCCCGUCGUCGUACCUUUGGAUCUGCCAAACCCAAGACACCACCUGCUACCACCGAAGAGGAUGACUUAUUAUUGGAUGAGCCCAUGCUUCCCGCCGCUUCCAUUAGCCAUGAUCAACCGUCCAAGGCUGCCUGGGAUUUAGACGAUGAUGAAGAAGACGAUAAUGACUUGAUGUUGCCAGCUUCUCAAGAAAGUCAAGAAAAUGACGAGAAGGAAAAUGACAACAAUGACGAACAUGACGACAAAUCAGUUAGUGCAGCAGACAUCAUUGCCGAGAGCAAGGACAGUGCGGAUGUGAGCAAGGACACGGAUACAGAGGAUCAAGAAGAAGAGGAUAACGAUAAGGAGCCCAGUCCCAAGAAGGAUGCAAGGCGAAGCAGUCCCAGGCUCAAGAAAUCCAACAAUGAUGAUGAUGACGAACAGGAAAUAGAAAAGACUUCACCCUGCAAAACUCCGAAAAAGCACAGCAAGUCUCCCAAGAAGAAGCACAACAACAGCUGGGAUAGCGAUAGUGACGACGAUGAUGAUGAUGAUGAUGCCAGUCAGACCAGUAACAAACGGCGUCCCAGCCCAAGGAUCCAGAAAAACAAACAAGACAAUGACGAGACCACCAACAAUAAAGACAAGGAAGAGUCCACCGAGUCCAAGGACGAAUCCAACAAGGGCAAGAAAAAGAAGCAGCCAGCUCGCAAGGAACUGCUUCGUGCCACCGACAAGCUCUUUGCACAAGUGGAAGACAGAACUAAGAUGACAACUGGAAUGAUUCGAAAAGACUUGGAGGAAGAGUUUGGAGUCAAGCUUAGCGCUGCCAACUACAAGGUUGUCAAGGCACACUUGACGGAUUUGAUCAACCGAGAAGAAAAACAGUCGGAAGAUGACGAGAAUAGCGAUAGUAGCAGCAGUGAAGAGGAGGAGGAAGAAGAAGCCGAACAAGAAGAGGAGCCAUCCUCCGAGUAUGAGGAUGAUGACGCCAAACCCAAGCGCCGCCGUGCACCCAAGAAAAAGAAGAAAGCUUCUAUCAAGGACAAGGACAAACCCAGCAAGAGUCGCCGCAGAUCCGCUCGCAAGUCGGCCAAGAGCAAAAAGACGGCAGAAAUGCAUGCAGCGGCGGAGAAACUACGACAAAAGCGAAUGCAGGAGCUAAGGGUGCGCAAUGAAGAAUUGCAACUCGAGCAAAGCAAGGAAGACCAACAACGAGCCGAACUCAUUGCCGCCAAGUUUGAAACCAACACGGAUGAAUUGCGUUGGCAGAGGCUCGAAGAUCGGAUGGAUCUACUGCAGAAAUUGGAUCAGAAGCGAAUUCAAAUCAUUGAAGUGGAGGACAUGCCUGAAAGGCAGCAUGCCAAGAUUGUCAAGGAGGAGGAAACCAAGAAAAAGGCGCUCGUUAAGGAAGAAGUGGAGAGCGAAUCUUCCGAUGAUGAUAUGGAGUUGGAAAUCGAAGGAGUAGAAGACAACAAGAAGCGCCUGUUCCCCUCUGUUGCCAAAUCUACGACUCUGGCGGUCCUAGACAUGGCCGACAAGGCAUCGCCAUUUGCCAAGCAGGGACAAAACACCAAGAAGAGCUUCCUUGCGAGCCUGCGACGUAACGGCAACAAGAACGAUACCCAGCUAUCUCCUACGCGCAGUGUUAACGCCAGAGCUGCUCUUCGAAACAAACUGCUGCAGAAGCAACGCAAGAUGGGGAACAUGUGGCUUGCACGGGAACUUGGCUACAAGAACGAAACUGAUCACUUGAAGGAUUGUAUCCAAGCUGAGAAGAAGAAGCGCGACAUGGUGUUGCGGCGAGAAGCAGAGCGGCUGGCUGCCAAUGAACGCACCCAAAUGCGUGAACGUUUGCGUGCGCAGGCUGUGGAGGAAGAUGGUGGCGAUGAUGACGACGACGAGGAACAAGAGCUUGAGGUUGAUGCUCCCACUCCAAACGAUGAUGACGAAGACGACGAGGAAGUUGAUGAUGAAGAGCUGAUGCUUGCCAAGCAACUGGAGAAAGAGCAGGCAGAGGAGAACGAAGACUCUGAUUUGGCAAUAGCUCACGAAAGCACCAAAGACUCAACAAUGACAUCAAAAACGGAUGAAUCGGGCCAGAACAGGUCUGAUGGUGAGAACACGGAACUCGCCCAAUCUACAAACGAUAAGGAUGGAGAAACUCCACGUGAACAAGCCAAGAAGUCUUCUCAAGCUGCUACGAACCCUUCUCCAAACGAACCAAGUGCCGAAGCAGCAAAGAACACGUCCGACCAGGUCGACGCAUCAACCCAGCAUGACUGUUUUCCUGAUGCCCAAACGGAUGAAUUGCCAGAUGUGCCAAUCGAUUCACAACCAGGAGCGGACAACAAUGGAAAGUCCCUUAUUCAGCAACUUGUGGAAGACGUGGAUUCACAGCCGCUUGAUACGCAACCAACGUCCACACGUGGAACUGAUGAAUCCGAGACACUGGCUAAGGGAUCAGGGAAGGACGACACGAACGCUGGCGACGAGACACAACAAUUUGACACACAAGCUGAAGCCCAGCCUGAGUCUGCAACCAUGGAGGAGGACAAAGAACCCGAUGAUGAGACAGACACACAGUUCUUUGAUGCGCAAGCGUUCGACACUCAGGCUCCUGUUUUUCAGCAGAAAGCCGAUGCCAAGAACAAUUCACAACCAGAUAAGCCUCUCGAUUCGUCCCUUGAGAGUGAAGAGUCCCCUGCUGAUAAAGACAGAGCAGACAUUGCUGACACGGAUGAUGAAGCAGAUCCCGAACACGACAUGGAGAGCGCGAAAGAAGAGACAACCAAUGAAACGAAGAAAGACCGUAACGCUGGUUGGAAGGCAAUGCUGGAGAGGGAGGCAAAGAAAGAAAAGCAGAAGAAGCGACGAAAUGACUUCCUAGAGACGGAAGCCGAUGAAGAAGAGGAGGAAGAAGUGGCAGGACUUGAAGACUUUGGUUUCUCUCUGCACAAAAAGAAGGCAGCGGACGACGAAGACGCGGCUGAUGCAGAAUUCACGGCCGAUGACCUGAAGCAUGUCGUCGAUGACCUUUCAGACGAUGAAGGAGACGAGGAAAAGGGCGACAACGCGAGGCGACUAAUGCAUCAGAAAGAAGAGAAGGAACGUCACAAGGAAAUGUUGCGAAGGAUGAGAGAAGGUUACGACGGGCGACGAGGAGGUAUCACAGGUGGCGGCGUGGGUGCUCGUGGGAUCCAUCGAUUUGACCAACUGGUUGCUGCCGACAACCGUGAAGGGGCCAAAGAGCUGGGUCUCCUCAACGAGGACGAACUUGAAAGCGACGAAGAAGGCAAACCAGCAGAUGACGCUGAAGAGGAAGACGAAACAGCUCUACUUGACAAGAUGCUCAAAGAUCGUUUCUUGCACAGGAGUUCUGCGGAGCUGGAGGAAAACUUUUCCGAAGACGAGGAUGAGGAAGAAAACGACGAAGAAGUGAAGAAAGAGGAGGACGGCGAAGACGAGAAGGAACAAGAACGUCUUGCAAAACGCUUCGCCAAACGGGCAAGGAUGCAGCGCUUGAUGGAUGAAUUUGGGGACAAUGAAGAAUUCACGGACUCCCGCUUAAUCGAGGAAGACUCCAACAUGAAGGAGGAGCUCAGUCAGAUGAAGAACGGCCUUGCUCGUAAACGCAGCAUCAGUUCGGCUUCCCGGUCAUCGUCGACAGGAACCUCCAAUAGCGGCAUCUCCAAAGAACCACCAAGCGCAAAGCGUCAAAAGACAGCACCUGCGUUUGGAGGCAGAUUUCUUGCCAAAAAGGGAAGCCUGUCCCUUGCAUUGCAAUCAGGCCGACAGCGUACGAAACGAGUGGGGCGGACCAGCUUCCUUGGCAACAGUCAAACUUCCUCAAUUUCUCAGGACACGGGCAUCUCCUCCAAGAGCAUAUCGUUCAGCCACGUGGUCUUUCAAACUUGUGGUGCUAGUCAGCUCUCUCGUGGAGGAGACUCUCAGCAGAGUGCCUCCCUUUCGAGCAACCUUGGAAGUUCCAACUUGAAGCUCGGAGGAAGAAGACCUCCAACAGCAUCUAAAACGUCCAGUCUUUGGUCCAAGGUGACCGCAGGCGGCGGUCAGAAGAGGCGCUAACCUUCUGAUAUUGUUCAAUGACAAGAAAUGGGGAGAAAAAUUAUAGUUUUGGAACCUGGAGCGAGUAAUUAGUGCUUUUCAAUCAUUUAGUG